This is a messenger RNA of Bursaphelenchus okinawaensis, 5933 nucleotides long. NCBI's taxonomy places the organism in Eukaryota, Metazoa, Nematoda, Chromadorea, Rhabditida, Aphelenchoididae. The record is from the annotation of a GenBank genome assembly.
AUGAAGCUUUUUAAGGUAUGUUCUCACGUUUUUAUGUAAAUUUUUAGUCUUUUUUGGGCAUUGUUUUUGGAAGGCUAACAUAAUAUAAACAUAAACUAAGGAAGUUCGUUGUUGUGUGCCGGGCUGGUUUUAUUGAUCUGGAGAGUGAAAGGGGAUUAAAAAUGUUUUUUUUGUAGAAUCUUUAGUUUUUUAGUAUAAUAACUCAUCGUUUUGGAAGAUUAAAUUAUUUUUUAUCAGUACAAUGAAAAUUUUCAGUACUAUAAAAAUUAUGGCACUGGCAAAAGCGAGCCAAGAUUUUUCAACUAGUACAGGCAAGAGAAUAGUGCAAGGUAUGAGAGCGGGUUACAAAAAACGCUUAGUAGAGGACAGGGGAGAGGCAUCAGUACUGGAGGGGUGGGGUGGAACAUGAAUACUGAACGAAAUUUAAAAAUCUUAUCUACAAAGAAGCUUGCGUCUGAUUAAUCAUUAUUAUUUCUUUAAUAUUCAUAUAAGGACUUUUGCGCCAUCUGUUUAAAAAUAGCGGAGUUUUAAAGAUUAACUUUAAUAAUCGCUGUGAGUUCCGGGCUUUUUUUAGCGUGAAUGGUGUAUACUAAAGGAGUUUUUUUUGCUUUGUUUUUGAUUUUUUUCCAAAAUUUUUGACUUUUAAAACUGCAGUUUUCUUGGUCUUGAAAACGUAGUUUUAUAGGUUUUUUCUCCAGGUAAUGCACUUAUGUUCAAAACAUUCUAUUGUAUUGUUGUAGUUUAAGAGCAGACUUAAAAAGUUUUAAAAAAUUAAUAGUUUUGCUAUAGAAGUGCGUCUACAAGAGGGUCCAGUAAGUCAGGGGUUGGCUUCGCCUCGAUGAGCUGAAAAAAAUUUGAAAGGGAUUGGACCGGGCUGAAAAAUUGCGUUUGCCCGAUCUUUUUACAGUUUAUUAUAGCAUGGAAAUCAAAGAAUAAUAUUUUGGCUGGUCGUAUACUGUUUUUUUUUAAAUUUUUUAGUACAAUCAAUAGCAAUUUCAGUUCUUAAUUGACGAUAAUUGAAGCCUAUAGUCUUUAAAACCUUAUGAUUUAAACAAAAAUUUCUAUAAACUUAAAAGUCAUAUAUUUACCGUUGAAUCCUUUUGGCCUGGCACUACCAGAAAACAAAUUGAAAAAUUAAAGCGGUCCGUGGUCAGGUCAACAAUCACGAGUGACCAGCUGUUAGCCUUACCUUUACUAUAUUUUUCAAACAGUCCACUUUGCAAAGCGAUCAUCUUCAAGAUGACUGGUUUCUCAAACAAUCGAUUCCAUUACGUUGUCAGAGAAGUUUUGCGUGGAAUUUUCCAACAAAAAAUUAUGUCUUGUUUUUAAUUUGAUAGUUAUAGUUGAUCAUUCUUUUGAUCUCAUAUUGAUAGUUAUUUAGUUGGGCAUGCUUUUGCUGAAAAUAGUGUAAAAGAAUGUUUGUUUUCUUCAUAAUUCCUAGUUUUAAGUUUUUCUUGUUAAACUGAUGCGUUAGUUACAUACAAGAUUCGGAAACAGUGGAUUUUGGUGAGAGCUGGACUUGUAAUUUUGUUUUAGGAGGUGGCGGUUAGGAGCAUCGCUACAGAUUCUUUCAGGGGGGGGUGGACUUGAGAUUAUUCCCCUCCCCCCCCUCCCUUAAAAAACAAAAUUCGAAAAAAGUUCUUUAUCCUACUACCCUACCUUAUUAUAAUCUGCGCUACACUAACUUGCUCUAUCCUAUCUCGUCUUACAUUACGUUACUCUACUCUAUUUUACUUUGUCUGGCUCUAUCUUCUACUAACCUACCUUGCUGUAAUCUGCUUUACGCUACCCUAAACUAUUACACUCUACUUUCCUCGUUCUAAAAACCUUAUAAUAGUCAAUUUGACUACGACCAAGUUAGGCUUCUCUUAAUUAUCUUAAAACCCAAAGGUCCAUUCACCUAUUCCCAGUUACUAUAAUAUUAACAAGAGGCCAGUGGCUUUUGAAACGCGAUACCCGUUUCUCGUUGUUUUCCAAACUUUUCCUUAUCUGCUUGUUGUCUUUUUUCGUGUUGUUGCGUUUUUAUGAACAGAGCAAUAACUAUCAACAAUAUUUUUUUCGUUAAACAUACUUUUUAAAAUGCGGUUUUGGAGUUGAAAAGUCAUUGUUUGCCUUUGGUUUUUAAAAAUAAAUAUGUAAGGAGGGGUGGUUUUUUGUAGGCUAAGGAACGGUUAAAGAGUGCAUUAUGGUAAUAAACAAGGUUUAUAAUGAAAAAGUUUAGGGUGAGGGGGGGGGGCGGGGAAGGGAAGGUUGAUAUAUGAUUUUAUUAUAUGUCAUACAGGGAAGUCGCUACGAUUUUCUUUUGGAGGGGGGGGAGGGGUGACCCAAAAAAUUUUUUUUGUUCUACUGGUAGGUAGCUACCGACUUUUCACGUCAAACUGUAACAUGUUACCUAUUCUCAACCUUUUAUGGGUAACUAAAUAGGCGAUCCAUAAUUAAAAGUUGUUUUGUUUAGUCUGUAACUACCAAACGAUAAACAUUAAUCUAACUUUGUUUUUUAACUAUACAUAACGUCUGCUUAUACAGUUUAUUUAAAACAAAUACAUACACGGACGUCGUUUGAGGGGGGGGAGGGGGGGGUGGUUUGGUGUGACUUCUUCCCCCCUGAGCCGAUCCGAAAAAAAAAUUCGCAGGUAGGUACCUGUACGUGAAAAAACGAAAAAAAUUGUUUGAAAAAUCGGUUAACAGGCUACUUGUGGACCAAAAAAUUGUUUUGGGUUUCCACCUCCCUUUGGCAUAAACAGUUUAUGAAAUUUUGAAAUUUAAUGUUUCCCUCGAAAUAUUUAAAAUUUGUGACAUUUUUGAUAAAAAAUCAUUUUUUUAAAAUUUUUUUUUGAUUUUUUCAAAACUUAAAAAUGGCAUUAAGUAUGACAUUUUAUCUCAUCAAAACCUUUGGCAGCUAUAGCAACCGGCGCUUUAGUUUAUGUUAUUUUUAUGUUUCCAAAACCAAUGAACGUUUCUUUUGUUUGUUCUUGCAAAUAACAAUGUUUGUGUAGUCUCUAGCCUGGACAGAGUCUAAGAAUAAAUAAAUAAUUUAUUUGUUUAGUUCAAUAAACCUAACUAUAAAUACAUACCUCUGAAUGUUGAUGUGAAGGAGCAAAUGGGUGCAGAAUUAGUCGACAGCUUCAGUAAGUUGGUUUUUUAUACUCUUUUCUAGCAUUCCUUGGCGUACUUUAUCUUACCCUAACAUAUCCUACCCUUUCUUACUGGCAUCUAUAUUAUCAUACUCUUUCCUAACCUAUUGUAUUGUACUAUACUUUAUCUUCACCUACCUUAAGUUACCAUUCUCUACUCUACCUUACCCUACCCUAAUCUAUUUUGCUCUAUCUUAAUCUAUUGUUUUCUGCUCUAUCUUACCUUUUCCAAUCUUACCCUAACAUGCCUUGCCUCACUCUAUUUUACCCUACCUCAUCAUGUUCUAUUCUAAAUAUUAAAAUUUAAAUUUUCAGGCCAAACAAAUCCGUUUAUAAUAUGGAUUUUCUUGGGAUCAGCGAUGGCAUGGUGCAUCACGGCACCUGCCAUGAUGUUACCUGCUUUUACCGUCGGAAAUGCUUGUCCAAGUGGAGAGAACUGCACUUUGACUGAAGGAUCUAUUAUUAACGAGGUAGGUCAAUACUUUUUAAAUUUUUUUUAGAAUUUUUGAAAGUUAUCUUAUUUUCCAUUUUGUACCUUCGAAAUUUUGAAAAAUUCUAGCGUUUUUGACUUUGAAAAGUACAAAUUUUUAAUUUUUUUUAUAUUUGAGGGUUUUAAAACUUGUCGCCAUUUCACAUAGAUUUACACGAAAAACAACGACAAGACUUUUUUAGACCGCUUAAGAACUUUUAAGAAUAAAUAUUUUAGAGUGGAGUUAAUUUAUUAUGGGUCUUAAGAAGUUGUAUAAUCAUUUUUGGUGUAAAAUACGGCUUUUGUUAAUAUUGCUGCUUUAAGUUUGACCUAAUCGGACCACGAGCUUUCAUUGCUGACAUAUCAACUACGGCUUACAUGUUUGGAAACAUCAUUGGAGCUUCUUCUUUGGCCAGAAUGGCUGAUUUGUAAGUUUUUUUUAUCUAUUUUAGUUAGACUUGAAAGAUAGCAUCUUUUAUAUAUAUUAGGUAAAAUACGCAUUGCUUGAUUAAAUUUUCUAUAUUUUAUAAUGUAAAUAUAUGAGUUGAAGCUUUUAAAAGUUGUAUUUUUUAGUUUUGGCCGACGUCCUCUAGUCGUCUACUGCGUACUAGCUUCAGGCCUGACUGGCUUGUUUGUCCUAAUCAUUGACAACGUCUACGAGUACAUGGUCAUCCGUCUAAUCCAAGGCAUAUUAUUCCCUGGCGCCGGUAUAACAUGUUGGUGUUUGGGCUACGAAUCAAUUGGAUCUAAAUCAAGAUCAUAUGCCACGCUGGUAUUCGGCUGUGCAUGGGUACUUGGCUACAUAGCACUAGGCCCAAUGGCCAUGUGGUUUCACAACUGGCGACAUUUGACUGUAGCAACCUGUGUACCUUGUAUCGUUGCUGGUGUUGUGUUCUACUUCUUUUUGCCUGAGAGUUUCUACUUUUUGAUAUCGAAUAAGAAGGAGAAAGAGCUGAGUAGAUGGCUGGUGAAUUUGAACCGAUUUAAGUAUGAGACGGCAGCUAGUGCUCGAGAGAUUAUUGAUGAACAUGCGAGGAGACAUGAGCUGUCAGAGACGGCUCAGGCUCAGAAGAAGGCCAACUUCUUUGUUCAGAUUUACUCUCAUAAGAAAUUGUUUUGCUUUACGUUGAUCAUGACUUAUUUGUGGUGGGUUUUUUGGUUUUAAAGCUUGAUUUUUGAAUUUUUUUAAACUACCAAAAUUUUAAAAACUUUUAAAACAUUUUUUCAAAUUUAAAAUUUUAGGGUUUGUGACGCCAUUUGCUACUACGGUUUAUCCUUAUUCAGCUCGGAAUUGGCUGGCAAUAAAUACUUGAAUUAUGUUCUACUGGGUUUGAUUGAAGUGCCAUCUUAUAUCGUAUCGCCCUAUUUAUUAGACUUUUUGGGAAGACGCUACACUAUCUCUGGACUACACUUCCUAUCUGCUGUUGGGUUUGUUGGAGCUCUUUUUGUUGGUAGGUGCUUGAAAAUCUAUUUUGAAUGCCAUAUUUGAGGUAUAUAUCGUGUCGUUAUUUUGUUAUGAUUUUCAGGGUGAAAAACGACAAGACUUUUUUCGGGAGUUAAAACUUGGGAAGAGGUCGUUUAGUGCCAUUUAUGUUUAAUAUAGGUAGUUCAAAACGGCUUUUAAGCUUUUAAGAACGUAUAUUAUAAGAAGAAAAACAAGGUUUUAAAUAAAUUUUAAUAUUCAAGCCUAUUUUUUCGCGUUAAAGCAAAUUUAAACCGAUUUUUCCGAAGUUAAACCAACUUCAAGCCUCUCUUUCUAGAUUACCAUGUAUUAUCGUUCAUUUUCUGGUUGAUCGGCAAGUUCGGCGUAGCAUGUGCAUUCACAUCAUUGUACGUUUAUGCGGCCGAAAUCUUUCCAACUCACUUGAGAAGCGGUGGAAUCGGCGCAUGUGAAGUCGGUGCACGAGUUGGAGGAACUUUGGCCCCGUCGCUGCAUACUCUGGUAAGUCGUGCAUAAUUUAGGCAGUACUUUCUUUUGAGAGGAGGAAGGAGAGGAAAGUUAAAAAUAAGAAAAAUGAUGUAACAGAGCAUUAGCAUUGAACGAUAAUACAAAAAGAGGGAGUGUUACCCAAAAUAACGAAAAAACAGGAAUUGUUACCUAAAUUAUCAAAAAAUUUAAAAAAAAAACAAAAACUGUAAAAUUUCAAAAAUACCAUUUCCCUUUUUAGACCGUAGUAUCUCCAGUAUCCCUGACCAUAAUAUUCGUUGUGUUGGCGGCCGGUGCUGGCGGAGUAACCCUGUUUUUGCCAGAAACAGGUGGCCAACAUCUCCCUGACAGCACGGAAGAAGUCGAGAAUCUCAAGAAAAAUGUUGAAAAAUAUGUUCUCUAA